Molecule: messenger RNA, 1233 nt
Organism: Rodentolepis nana
Lineage: Eukaryota; Metazoa; Platyhelminthes; Cestoda; Cyclophyllidea; Hymenolepididae
Source: the annotation of a GenBank genome assembly
AUGGCUGUGAGUUACACCGCCAGCAUUUCCGAUAACUUCUCGAAUUACCUCCUUCAGGACAACUACGAAUAUAAGUCAAGAUUGUCUUCGGGAUCAUCCGUAUUCGAAGGCUACUAUCCAAGCGGUGCUUCUGCAACUCCUACAGGAACUUGUGAUUCCAGUUCUAGCAGUGUUCUCAGUCGAUUUGAAGUUCAUCAAGGUGGACCACUACAAACACCUCCUCAACAGCACCUACAGCCGCAGCAGCAAAUAAUCGAUCUAGAAGGACUCGAUAUAGAUUUUAUUCUCAGUAGCUCGGUGGAACAGAGAGAUGAGGCUUCUGGGAGUACCACGUCAGUUUCUUCGACAGCAACUGGAGGACAUUUAGUUCCCCUGGCACAGUCUCCACAAUAUACCGCUACUCCCAAUCCUGUGACGUCAGCAACCGCGACUUCUGACAUGAUGUAUCCGAAGCCAACCUCAUCUACACCUACUUCAAACCCCAUUUUUGUUCCAGCUGCUGGAUUUUCUUACGCAUCCAGUUUGGACCAGUUACCUGUCCCACAGUAUACAACUCUUGGAACCCCAGUCACCCGAUGGGAACAACCAGGCUUCUAUGCGACCUCCUGUAUCCCACAGAACCCCGUCCAAUCGUCUGCCUUCAAAGUUUCGCGAAAAGAGGAUCUUCGAUAUCCAACUGUUGGCUACCAAUUCUGCUCUCAAAUAUCGCAACUUCCAGAACCUUCUCACCAACAACCCCAGCAAACCCAAUCCACAGCUGUCUAUCAAACCUCUUUCAUCUACCCCAAAGACGCUGACUUUUAUACUCCAAGAGGAAUUGCGAAUGGACUGUCAAGUCAACCUGUGCUAUCAGCCCCAACAAUUGGAGUUAAAUCUCUACCCCCAAGAAGAAGAAUGCGGACAAAUGUGGGCUCGAAUGGAGGUAAUAAAUCAAGUACAUCUACAGCUAAGAAGAAUGUGGCUCUUAUCCAUAUGUGUCCUUUUGGAACUUGCGCUAAGGCUUACUCGAAAUCAUCGCAUUUGAAGGCCCAUAUGCGUGUUCAUACAGGGGAGAAACCAUUCCCCUGUGACUGGGUUGGCUGCAACUGGCGAUUUGCACGGUCUGACGAACUAACACGACAUUACCGGAAACACACUGGAGAUAAGCCAUUUAAAUGCGGUGUUUGUCAACGGGCAUUCGCUCGUAGCGACCAUCUCACUUUACACAUGAAGAAACAUCGGAGUCCCAAUUAA